UUGCUGCAUAUACCUAGACGAGGCUGUCGCUUGUGGAUCUUUCGCUCUCCUCCAGGAAACAAACAAAAGAAAACCCAUCACAUACACUCUCUCUCUCACACACACACACACACACACACACACACUGAUAAAGGAAAAAAGUAUUUUCAGAUUGCGUUGUGUCAAAGGGUUGAGCUGAGAGGGAGGAAGGAUAGUGAUGUGAAGAGAAACACACCCAGGACUGAUUCAUACAGCAUGGCCAACAACUGGUGGUUGCCACAGGAUACAGAAUUUGACUUGAUCAUGUGAUCUGUCCUCCUUCCUGUACCCUUAGACUUUCCAGAGGGGCAUCAUGACCAGACGACUGAGCAGCUCGACUCGUUCCCAGACGGAGGACUCCGUCUUCCUAAAGCCAGACGAAGACCCCAUAUGGCUGGAUGACCCUCCAAUGACAGACGGCGACCCCUCUCAACCACGAGAUGGCCCCCCGGGCCUUGAUGAACCCCCAGGACCAGGUACAGGUCCCCCAGGGCCCCAGGGCCACCAAGAGGAACUGUGGAGGGACAAGUUUUACACCAUCGUCAUGGGGAUGCACUGGUGUGCCGUGUUCUGCACAAUUUCCCAAAUCACGGGUUAUUGGGCCUUCUUCCUGGUGGAUGGUAAUGGGCUUUUCUCAGCCUUCUACAAAUCCCUACAGCUCCUAGACUUCUACCUGGGCGUCCUCCUAUCAUUCAACCCUGUGUUUGGAGUGGACUCCCUGUGCGUGAUGGCGGAGGUGGAGAAAACCAAUCACUACUGGGUCCUCCAGGCCACCGAAGGCAUUGGCAUGGCUAUCAUUGUCUUUAUGAUCAUCCGCACUGUGUGUAAGUUGGAGUAUGGUGAUGCGGGGUGGUCAGCGGCGACGGUGGCGGUGGCUGACCAUGGGGACAGACGUCAGUCGGUGAGUCGCCAGCCUUCCUUCACCCUGUCGGAGUGGACAGACGCCCAGGAGGACCUGAUGGACCUGGAAGCUGAACCCCAGACCCCCAUCUUUGACCUGGGCCUGGACACCAGGACAGAGGGGGACAUCACCACCCUCUCUGUUACACCUGUGGGCCUGCAGGAGAGGAGAGGCUCCAACGUGUCUCUGACCCUGGACAUGUGUUCUCCUGGCUGUACGGAGCCCUACGGCUACGGAGCCCAGCUCUCCCCCAGAGACCAGACUGCCAAGGAGUACCUGAGGGAGGGAACAAACACUCUCACCCCUAGCCAGCUCCACACACGCGCUAUAGACGACCAGGCCCUACAGGCUGAGUUCUAUGAAACUCCCAUGAACUUUGUGGACCCAAAGGAGUAUAACUACCCGGGCCUGGUGAGGAAGAACCGCUACAAGACCAUCCUCCCCAACGCACACAGCCGAGUGAUACUCCGGACAGCAGAUGAAGAGGAGUUCCUCAGUACCUACAUCAACGCUAACUACCUACAGGGUUACGGGGGUGAGGAGCGGGCGUACAUCGCUACCCAGGGUCCUACAGUGAACACAGUGGGAGACUUCUGGAGGAUGGUGUGGCAGGAGCGCUGUCCCAUCAUCGUCAUGAUCACGAACCUAGAGGAGAAGAAUGAGAAAUGUGCAGAGUACUGGCCUGAGGACUCUGUGACCCACGAGGGCAUCGAGAUCAAGGUUGUCACGGUAACCCAGGAGGACGACUACAGCCUGAGGGUCUUCACUCUGAAGUUUGAUGGAGAGGAGCGCAGCCUCCGGCAGUACUGGUACACCUCCUGGCCUGACCAGAAGACCCCAGACAAAGCCCCGCCCCUCCUGGAGCUGGUAGAGGAAGUGGAGCAGGCCAGAGCGGAAGCUCCGCCCACCAGCGGCCCUGUCAUCGUCCACUGCAGUGCUGGGAUAGGUCGGACAGGCUGUUUCAUCGCCACCUCCAUCCUGUGUAAACAGCUGAGGAGUGAGGGCGUGGUCGACAUCCUGAGGACCACCUGCCAGCUCCGCCUUGACAGAGGCGGGAUGAUCCAGACGGGUGAGCAGUACCAGUUUGUUCACCAUGUCCUCAGCCUCUACGAGAAGCAGCUGUCCCACAUUGUAGAGGAGUAGAGACACAUCACUGUACCUACUGUAUUGCACAAUGUACCUACUGUAUUGCACAAUGUACCUACUGUACACUGUACUCUGUACGUACUGUACACUGUACCUACUGUACUGUACACUGUACCUACUGUAUUGUACAAUGUACGUACUGUACACUGUACCUACUGUAUUGUACAAUGUACGUACUGUACACUGUACCUACUGUAUUGUACACUGUACCUACUGUACUGUACACUGUGUCUACUGUACUGUACAAUGUGCCUACUAUACUGUACAAUGUACCUACUGUAUUGUACACUGUACCUACUGUACCUACUGUAUUGUACACUGAUAGCUACUGUACUGUACCUACUGUAUUGUACACUGUACCUACUGUACUGUACACCCAUCUCUUUAGCACACACAACCACAAAAACAAUAACAGACUAUGUCAGCCUCAUCCAGCCCCCUUCCAUUUCAGAGGCCCACGUACGAGAAGCCCAAUCCUGACGUAAUAUUCCUUAAUUCGGCAAGAAUUUGACUGAUUUGAUUUGCAGACCAUGCUCUAAGAGUAGCAAUGACUACAUGUCUGUCUGGCCCCACUUCUAACGCAGACAUUUGUUGUCACACAUGGCAGAGGUCUGUCCAGUAGGAUAUUUGAUAAGAUAUGUCCCGUCAAGUGCCAUGUUAGAUUAUUCAGACUUCUCAACAUAAGAAAAGGUCCAGCCUAUAUUCACGGUGUGAAGCCUACAAUCUCACAGUGAGGGACCACCAGUUCAUCUGAAACGUAAACCGCCAACUAGCUUUUCUCUCCUGUUACAACAAAACCAUCUCCAUACGAGCAAAAGACGUAGAAAAUGUCAAUGUUCAAAGUCUUGUGCUCACUUGACCUCUUCAAAUAAACACAGUACAGCAGGCCUUUCAAAACUCCUGGUGCUUCUCAGGAGCCACCUCAUCUUCAGGUUUCAUGGUGCUCCGUGUUCAUUACCACUGACUGAGGCAUGUACCAUAGAUCUCUACGGAAACACCGAGGAAUGUAACCGUUGGGUAACUAGGCAUUGUGUGCAGUCUCUUCAGUAUUACAGUACCGUGCGUAUGUGCAGUCAGUCAGUCGGUCAUCAUGAUCUCCAUGGUAAUUCAUCAGACAUCAUAGCCUCAUAGACUUUCACCAGCGUUGUCAGGUGACCACCGAGACUUGAGGGGGGAGGGGUGUCUCAACUUCUGAGUUCACACAUGAGAAGUAAUGACUGGCACAUACAGUAGCAUAGGUAUCCAGAGACUGAGGUGCAGAUCUACUAGUGGAACGUGCACCUGUUACUUUUUUUUUCUCCCCCUCGCGGGAGUCAAAUAGCCUGGGUGCCAGUCUGUUUUGGCUCGCUUGCCAAACUCCUUAUGGUAUUGUCAUGUUUUGUCAAUUCAAAUAUAGUCUGCAAAAGCAACAACAACAAAACAGAUCUGGGACCAGGCUAGAAGAUGAACAUGAAAGUGCAAAAGGGCACAAAUGUAAAAAGGCUGCAAGAAGAAACAAAACCUCUAAACUGGACUUUAAUGGUUUAGCUUUCCUUUAAACGUUAUUAUUCCCCUCUAACAAAGGAUCCAGGUGUUACUGAUGAUGGGUAAACCUGACCCUCCUGACCCUGCCCAUCAGCGCCCUCUCUGUGGGGUUGGGAUGAUGAUAACCUCUGCUGACAACAGUACCCUGAACACGUGCGUGACGUUAGCAGCCCAUGAUUGUUGUGUAGACAGGCCAAGCCUACUCCGUAUAAAGCACAAUAGACCAACUAUGGUUGUCUCUCUGAUGUUCAGCUGUAAAAUGUUCAUUUCUCUGUGUCGUGUUUUGACUGUGUUGACUUAAAUGGAUUGCAUGUGCUGUAUGGGACUCUCAUAUGUCCGCAAUCAAAGCGAAAGUGAUUGGUUGUCCAGCUUUCUGUUGUAAUAAGGGUUCUCCGAUUAUCUUGCUUGCUCUCUGCCAAUGCUUUUGAUACAGUUUGCUUUUGUGAAACCAACCAGAGAUAUUUUUAGAACCGUUUUUUAUACAAUCCUUUCGAGUAGAUGCCUUGUGUAUAUUUUCCAUUUACACCACAAUGGAAUGUAGCUCAUACUGUGGUCAAACCAUUGGUUUAUAUCGCAAGAUUUGACAGAAACAAAUGUGACAACUACCCAAGUUACCUUACAACAAAAAACCAUUGAUUGUUUUGUCUUCAGUAUGACUUUGAUGCCUCUAGGCUUCGCUUCAAUAUGCUUUGCUUUGUGUGUCCUUGAGUUUUUUUUUCUCGUUUUCUUUACGAGUUUUACCCCAGACCCAGUUUUUACACAGUCCUCAUCUGUGGUUUCAAUUUAAUUCAAUCGCAUAUCAAGGAAAACCACACUAUGGGUUCACUCUAAAUGUGUAUGCCAAUGACGAACAGCUUCCGGGCCAGGAUUUGAAUGUGGUUGACACCUCCGAUACUUAACAUUGACCGACUGCAUGGUUUCCCCUUGGCGCGUAAUUGAUUGCAUUGUGACCUGUGAACUCCAGGCCAGACUGACCUCACAUCGACAUGAGAAAUAUCAACUACACGUAGGACAGCUAAAACAAUGGGAUUAAGAGUUGUAUGGAAGAAACCUUUAACGACUCUCAUCUUGAUUGAAUGCAACUGGUCCAUUACAGCGAACACCCAGCAGGAGACAAUGUCACUGGUUUGUUUUAAAUGGGCAUCUCGCAAACUAAAAAUGAGCAUUUCAUCCUCUGAUUGAAACGGCCGUGACACGUCGAGUUUUGCAGAUGGGGAAAAAAAGCUAAAGUGGAACCGCUAGGAACUUGGAGAAGUUGGAAUUCAACUAUGAAAUCCUUUCCUGAUAACGCUCGUUGCAAUUGAUCCAACCGCUUUAUUUUGAGUGCUUGUUGUCUGUGCUGCCAGGUCUUAUUCUGGUGAUCAUAGUGAGGGAGAAGAUAAUUGAAAUAGCCAACCCAGUGAACAAAAUUGGUUGAAAAUACUUUGAAUAUGUCUUUUUGGUUGAAAUCUCUUCUCAAACAGUUUUGCUCACUGGGGAAACUAUCAGACAUACUCCAACCAACCAGCAAACAGCCUACUCUCCUCUGCUACUACAGUAUUGCUUUUAAAUUGUGAGUUUUUGCAUCCAAAUAAAAGUAGAUUUUCAUGAA
This is a messenger RNA of Oncorhynchus keta (chum salmon), 5180 nucleotides long. Its product is annotated as tyrosine-protein phosphatase non-receptor type 5. Gene Ontology annotation, molecular function: protein tyrosine phosphatase activity. NCBI's taxonomy places the organism in Eukaryota, Metazoa, Chordata, Actinopteri, Salmoniformes, Salmonidae. Gene Ontology annotation, biological process: protein dephosphorylation. Bases 332 to 2062 code for a protein of 576 amino acids. The transcript has 14 exons. The record is from RefSeq and is a predicted model, not a curated record.